CACCAGGCUGCCUCUCACUCCCUUCCUGCUGCAUCACAACAGCCGUUAGUAGCUCGAGUAGCACUGGUGACCGGGGGGACGGGAUAUCCACCGCUAAUUCAUUGAUAAAAUACCUCUACUGACGUUGCAGCACUCAACAACAUCCUAACACGGGGGUAACCGACAGGAACUGGUUGCAGUGCGAUCACCCCGCUCCAGCUGUUGGGAUAUGGCCAGGCCGGAACAGGUUCUGCUCUUGGAGCCUCAACACGAACUGAAAUUCCGAGGUCCAUUCUCAGACGUGGUCACCACAAAUCUCAAGCUCUCCAACCCUACAGACAGGAAUGUGUGUUUUAAGGUGAAGACGACAGCACCGCGCCGGUACUGUGUGCGGCCAAACAGUGGAAUCAUUGAUGCAGGCACCUCAAUCAACGUCUCAGUCAUGCUGCAGCCUUUUGACUACGACCCCAAUGAGAAGAGCAAACACAAGUUCAUGGUCCAGUCCAUGCUAGCACCUCCUGACAUGACCGACAUGGAGGGAGUGUGGAAGGAGGCUAAGCCAGAAGAGCUGAUGGACUCCAAGCUGAGGUGUGUUUUUGAGAUGCCAGUGGAGAACGAAAAAGCGCACGACAUGGAGUCCAACAAGAUGAUCUCGUCCAGCUUGCUGAAGUCAGACUCCUCUGCGCUGCCCGGGAAGUCACUGAGCUCCACCCUCGAUGACGGUGUGGUAAAGGAGAUCAUGGAGGAGUGUAAGCGACUGCAGAUGGAGGCUCAGAGGCUACGGGAAGAAAACAAACAGAUCAGAGAGGAUGAUGGUCUGCGGAUGAGGAAGAGCAACGUCAUGUCAUCUCAGCACGCCUCGGUCGGCAUGAAGAAAGAGGAAGGGUUGAGCGCCCGCACGAUGGCCCUCAUCAUGCUCUUCUUUGUGGUGGGCGUCAUUGUGGGCAAGCUGGUGUUGUAGAGCGCAGCGCAGCGUGGUCGGCCGCAGCAUGCUUUCCGGGGACGAAAACAAACACGGGAUCUGGGAUUUUGGAUCAGAAAUGCCAUAUCUGCUGGGUGGGGGGAGAUUUGAUUCAGUCUCAUUUAUGUAAAAAAAAUUCCAAAGGUAAUGUAUGAGGAAAAAAAAGAUGAAAAAUCGACUCGUCAUCCUAUGAACAAACCUACUGUUACAGGUCUUGCCUCUACGUAAUCAUCACAUAAUCAUUCUGGCCCUCUUCCCAAAGUUUCACGUAUACAGAUGACUGGUUCUGUGGGUGGGGGCGAUGGAAACAUGAUUUAAACGCUAGUGAUUCACACCAAUGAGUUUUCUAACAGCGGCGAGGUAGUGUUGGCGCGACUGAGUCAGUUUGCAAUUGUGCGAAUGUCAUUUUAGUGUAUUGCUGUUUCUUUUUCUAAAACUACAGAGGCCAGAGCAAAUGUAUAUGAGUAAGUAAUCGCCCCACUGUACAGUAUUUCCAGGUGUUCCGGCGAAUCCCCUUUAAAGACGGGGUUUAGCAGAGAGACGAUCCACACAGUCGGGGUUACACACAGGGCUAUCACACGGUCUCCUUCAAUCAGAGGCUUUGUAAAGUCGGCUUGCAGAACAACCUCGAUCAGUGGGCGAAACGCUGUACCAUAGGUGUUUCCUUUCUUUGUGCCCUCUUUAUUUUCACUCGUCACUCACUGCUCACCGCGUCCCCGGCUGUCAGAGGGGGAUGUUUGAUUGCAUGCGUUCACACAGAGUGUUGCAUCUGGACUGUUGAAUCUAAUUUAAUUGCUUUUAUAAUGGUGAUAAUAUUAUGUCAUUUGGCUGUAGGUUUGCACAACUACUUUUCUGAUUUUUUUUUUGGUUUUUCCUCUUUUGUGUUUUGUUGCAUUUUUAUGAUUUGAUUUUAAGUUUUUUUCUGUCGUUAGGGUUUGAAGCAUUUAAGAAUAUUGCUGCUACCUGAAAUGAGGAUGAGAUCAGUUGUGUAAAUCCAGAUGAAAGCCUUGCCUUGUGACCUGUUGGGGCAAGUUAUUCUCAGGCCAAGAGGAAGGUAUAUAUACAUAUGUGUAUAUAUGAACAUGAACACGCGCACAUACACACUUAAGCAUGCACACAUUUAGUUAGAAACCUCAAAUGGAAAGAAGGUGCAUGCAGAGCGAACGGUUAUGUUUCCCUGACAUCAGCAACACUAAGUUCCUGUUACAGUGUCCUAACAAAUGAGCUUUGGUCUUUUCCGGCUCUUUCUGUUUUCUUCAUUUUCCUGCUGAGCCAUACAUUUGUUGACGUUCAGUUUUGUUUGGGGCAAAUGUAUGCUAGACAUCAGCCCAGUGGUUGGAGCUGCCUGCACCAGUUCUCCACUGCUGGCGAGCUUUUGUCGUCUUUCUCACACCACUGCAGGCCUGUGUUCGGGGUUUUUUUUGUGUUUGGUAAGCAUUUAUCUGUUGCUCAUUAAUGUUGUAUCCUCACUGCAUUUGAAGUUGUGUUCAUUUUUAAUGCACUAAGGUUAAGAGUGUCUCUCCUUUGAUCCUUCUGCGGCAUACAGUUUGGGUUUUUUUUCUAAACAUCAAAUGGGGGAAAGGCACACGGCCUAACUACAGCCUUUGAGGGGACCACAUGACAUUGUACUGUUUCCAGAACCGUCAAAAAUAAACAAAAAAACUAUUCUGCGGUUGUUUCAAUCUUCAGAUUUGCAUAUUGAGGGAUGAAAAGCAGCAGAGUGUCAUUUUACUUUGCAUUAAUUGAGUGAAAACGAGCGGUUGGUUGUGUUUUAUCCCACCGUGUCCACAUGAAACGAGUAAACAGUGUGUUCCCCUUUGCGAAACUGAAAGAAAAAUGACAAACAUCCACCGUCUUUUCAUGUUGAGUGGAGAGAUUAAAGUGAAAGUGAGCGUGUGUUUCUACUGUAUCUCUGAAGUUGUUGGGUUGAGGAUGACUUGCUGCUGAGAGGGAGGGCAGAGCAGACCUGCGCUACAGCCCCAUCUGGGCUUACCAGACCUGGGUCACAUUGUACUUGCAGAAGAUUGUUCUUGUUUAAUGUAUCCUGGUUGGAGUAUCAGAACAUUUUACACAAGGAAAAUAUUAAUUUAUGUCACUGAAAAUGCAACUUUUCCCAUUGCCCCCGAUGCAGUAAAGCUCCACUGAUUCGGUUCUCCAAGUAGGAUUAAUCAAACAAAAAUGAUGACGUGUAAAAGCUGAUCGAUCCAGGCCUGGUUGUAAAACACACUACACCGGCCUGUCCUGGAGUCUCUGACCAUCACCGUGAUCAAUGUAAGCAGUCAAGAAACUGUUUUGUAUGUAUAUAAAUAAAUAAAUAAGUCUAUCUGAGAAGAAGAUUAAUAUUCCUAGUCAAGUAGUCUCUCUGGUGUAUAAAAACAACCCAACCUGGUUGGACUAUGUAGCAUCUUAAUAAAUUAAAUGAAUAAACCCCCUA
Acanthochromis polyacanthus (spiny chromis) is the source of this 3374-nucleotide messenger RNA. RefSeq names its product vesicle-associated membrane protein-associated protein B/C-like. Gene Ontology annotation, cellular component: plasma membrane; endoplasmic reticulum membrane. The record is from RefSeq and is a predicted model, not a curated record. Bases 209 to 940 code for a protein of 243 amino acids. The transcript is spliced from 6 exons. Gene Ontology annotation, molecular function: FFAT motif binding. NCBI's taxonomy places the organism in Eukaryota, Metazoa, Chordata, Actinopteri, Pomacentridae. Gene Ontology annotation, biological process: endoplasmic reticulum membrane organization.